AUUGUUUCGCUGUUAAACUCAUACAGUCUUGUCAAUCUUCUCUUUAUUAUUUCCAUUGCGUUUUUAUUUAAUUACACUUUAAUAAUCUAAUCCCACUAUUAAAUUUUUACUUUAAUUUUAAUUCAAAAUAUUUUGUCGAUCAAAAUGACAGCAAUUAAUUUGGCUCUGAAUAGUAUUAUUAAUGGAAAAAACGAUUUCUGUUGUUUAUGUUUAAGUUCAUUAAAAGACGAAUCUAUAAAAGUAAAUGACAUAGUUGUGGUUAGUAUAGAUAAUAAUGAAUCUGAAAUAGCCGUUUUAGAUGUUUUGAGUGUUGUGUUUGAUGAAAAGAUGUGUACUUACAUCAAUACAAUCAACUCGCUAUGUGAACAUUGUACUACAUCUGCAAUAAGCUCCUACAAAUUUAAACAAGCCAGCCAAAAUAAUGCAGAGUAUCUCACAAAUGUAUUAGAUGGAAUCGCAAACAAUUUUGAGUACACAACAGAAGUUUACGACAGCAAAUGCCUCUAUGUAUCAUUUAAUACUGAAAAUCUCACAAGCAAGCAAUAUUAUGAUAACCAAAAAAGAGUUGCUACUCCAAAAGCGGUCUUACGCAGAUUCCAGGCACUAGAAAAUACCAAAAAAAUUGAUUUAGACAAAAUGAUUCUUCGGAAUAUCAAAAAGGAAGAUGAUGAUGACAGUCAUAAAACAAAAAAGAAGAAGACUAGACAUUAUAUUGAUAUCCCGACUAGUGACAUGUUGGUAGAUAAGAACAAUCGUAAUUUAAUAAGAUGCAAAGAAUGUUAUAAAGAAUACCCAACAAUUUGGAAUUUAAGGAACCAUUUUAUAAGGGUACAUGCUCCAAAAGAUUUUAAAUGUCCGAAGUGUCCUAGAAAAUAUGGCUCUGCAGCAUUUCUGGAAGCACACAAAUCAGAGAGUCAUGUCAUGGCAGUAUGUAGUGAAUGCGGAAAGACCUUUAAAAAUAAACAUACUCUAAAAAUGCAUGAAAUGGGUCAUCAAUUAACAUUAGUCUGCCCAGACUGUGGCAGAGUCUACAAAAAUAAAGCAACUUUCAAAAAACACAUCGAGCUAAACGUUUGCGGUAAAGAGACAAGGGCACAUCCAUCUGAAGCUAAAUAUACUUGCGAUUAUUGUAAUAAAAAAUACACACAAAAAGUGUCCUUAAGAGUUCAUAUACAGUAUGAACAUGGGAACUAUAAAUCUCAUAUUUGCGAAUGGUGUGGCAAGAAAUUCUGGGCCCAAAGUCGACUAAAAGCUCACAUUGUAAAACAUACUAGAGAGAAAAACUUCCCUUGUUCAAUUUGUGGAGGAAAAUUCGUUUCAAAGGAGUCACUUUUAUACCACACCAGGACACAUACUGGUGAGAAACCUUACAAAUGUCCGCAUUGUGACAUCAGAUUUCUCUCAGCCUCUCGCAGAUCGGACCAUAUAAAACGGCAUCAUUUAGGAGCGACUCUCGAAUGCGAUAUAUGCCAUACUAAAUUUAAUACUAGAACAUUUUUGCUUAAGCAUAAGAAAACUCAUAUGAGAUCUGUAAGUAAGGGUGAUGAAGAAGACUUAAAAACAGAUGUUGACCAGUCCGGUACUGAUGGUCAAACUGACUCCAGAAAGACUGCAAAUGAAUCUAAAACCAAAGACCUUUGGAUAUGUAAGGUUGAGGAUAACUCCAUUCCGGGCUUCCAAAAGUUGUCUAGCACUGGGGAAGUGGAUUUGAAUCAACUCUCUCAACAAGUUUACGAGGAUGAUGCAGAAGAAGGAAAAAUCUAUUUGGAAGUGUCCGAUGAUACGGAUGAUUAUAUAAAGAUCUUGGGUGUCUAAUAUUAGGAUAGCCUUUAAUAUUGCAUGUUAGUCUAGUAAUAUUGUUAAAUUAAAUAAAUUAAAUGACACUUGUAAAUGAGGUAAUGGUAAUGGUGAUAUUAUAAUUAUAAUUCAAUGAAUUUAAUUCCUCAUUCCAGUUGUCGCGAUAAUGUAUCAACUUUUAUGGCUUGAAUAACUGUAUUUUAGUUAUAAAAGCAAUAAAAACGUGUAUAUUUUA
This is a messenger RNA of Spodoptera frugiperda (fall armyworm), 2032 nucleotides long. RefSeq names its product zinc finger protein 25-like. The coding region runs from base 145 to 1815 and encodes 556 amino acids. The transcript has 2 exons. NCBI's taxonomy places the organism in Eukaryota, Metazoa, Arthropoda, Insecta, Lepidoptera, Noctuidae. Gene Ontology annotation, cellular component: nucleus. Gene Ontology annotation, molecular function: zinc ion binding. The record is from RefSeq and is a predicted model, not a curated record.